UGAACCUCGCACUAGAAAGCUCCAGACCACAAACGCCAGUCCGUUGUUGUUGUUGUUGUUGUUGUUGUUGUUGUUGUUGUGUCGGACAGGUGCACCAAACUGCUGACUUUACGUUUCCCUCAGCAGCAGCGGUCUGGGCGUGUGUUUCCUAAAUGUUGGGACUGCACCUUUAACGGUCCCUGAACGCGCCCUGUGGUCGUGUUCGUCCAAUUAGUGUGUAGGUAGCGCACCGGAAGAGACCGACAACCGACGCGCACGGACGCGCACGGACGCGCACGCGGAUCCUGGCUGGGUUGUUUGUUUGUUUUUCAGUUCCUGAACGCGGAGAGAGAGAGGAGAAGAAGAAGAAAAAAGGUGCGCGUGAAGUCCCCGUUCAGCUGCGUGAAAAGCUGAUCAAGUCCGAUCCGAUGGUUUGGCAGGAAGAUUACCCGAUGAUCGAAGUAUCGAUCCCCUCGAUGGAGCGCGAGGUGGACGAGUCGGGGAAGUCCAGGAAGCUCUUCAGAGUGGAAGUCUUGUUUCACGGGAGGAAACAUUAUGUGCUCCGGAGAAACAGUGAAUUCCAGACUCUCCACAGAAAGCUCAGGAAGAUCAUCCACACUCCAGAUUUCCCGAGCAAAAGGAACCCCCACCUGAGGACCAAACCUCAGGAGCAGAGGAGCCAGGAGCUGGAGGACUACGUCCAGGACAUCAUCUACCAGAAUGAAGACGUGCCCCAGGUGCUGCUGGACUUCCUCCACGUGAAGCACUUUCACACCAAGAUCAGCAGCAUGGAAUCCCUUGAUGAGUUGGACAGUCAGGAUUACAGUUAUCCGUUACCAAAUCAGCGAGUGUUGGGAUUCUUUCACGAUCCCUAUGUCUCCGACUGCACCUCAGAGCUCCCAGAUGUCGUUGUGGACGGGGUUCUUCAGGGUUUUUACACCCGGGACGUCCGGGUCAGCUUCACCGCUCCCGUCCUCACCGAGCCCGACGCCGCCGCUUCCAUAGAGGCCUGAAAUCCCAGUUGGACAUGGGAUUUAUUGUUCUGAAAUAUAGAAUAUAUGCAACAUGGCCAAAUACACAAAGCCAGCAAGGAAGAUACGUAAAGUGCCUGAAAUACCAAAAUGAGUCUUGAAACUUUAGUAAAUAUUGAAUGAAAGCGAGGCAAUGUUACGUGUCCACGGUAAAACUUGUCUUUUCAUUCAUAUUUUACUACUUGUGCUUACUUUAGGUUUAAAAUAAAGGAGCAGUGUAGAAAAUUACGUGAAAUCCAGGCAGCAGAAAGUUACUUUUAAAAAUAUUUCUGGUCAAUUUUAUUCACAGUUGAUUCGGACUUGAGUAUAGAAGUUUCUUUCAUUCAUAUAUUUGUAGUCAUUUGAGUUUGAGGCUGGAACUAAUUUGUACAUAAGUGUUCGUCAAACAGUCAGCUUUUUUUUGUUGCUUUUUUUUGGCCGUGUUAUAUUAAAAUUUUGGGGUUAAAUGUACUUUUGUAUCAUGUUGUUUAUAUUGAAAUUAUAAUAAAUAAUCCAACAAGA
This is a messenger RNA of Cyclopterus lumpus (lumpfish), 1511 nucleotides long. It is a transcript of the gene snx22, whose product is annotated as sorting nexin 22. NCBI's taxonomy places the organism in Eukaryota, Metazoa, Chordata, Actinopteri, Perciformes, Cyclopteridae. The transcript has 7 exons. Gene Ontology annotation, molecular function: phosphatidylinositol phosphate binding. The coding region runs from base 408 to 992 and encodes 194 amino acids. The record is from RefSeq and is a predicted model, not a curated record.